AUGCCCACCCUCGAAGACACAAGGCCUAAGCACCGCUUCCCCGAGUUCGACCUCCAAGACCGCGUCUAUGUUGUCACCGGUGGCGGAAGGGGCCUCGGCCUAUGCAUGGCCGAAGCGCUCCUAGAAGCCGGUGCAAAAGUCUACUGCGUCGACCGCCUCCCAACCCCACACCCCGACUUCGAAGCCGCAAAGUCCCACGCCGAACAAACCCACGGCGGCAGCCUCCACUACCACCGCAUCGACGUGCGCAACGCCGCCGAAACAAACGCGCUCUUUGCGAAAAUCGCCGCGGAACAUUCCCGCCUCGACGGCCUCAUCGCCGCCGCAGGCAUAAACCACCUGGAGCCGGCCCUCAGCCACUCCCCCGAGAAACUCCACGAGGUCAUGGACAUCAACUACAACGGCGUCUUCCACAGCGCGACCGCCGCCGCGCGCCAAAUGUUCAACUACCAGCAGAAGGGCUCGAUCUUGCUUGUUGCCAGCAUGUCCGGCUUCAUCGCGAACAAGGGGAUGACGAGCCCCGUUUACAACUCGAGUAAGGCGGCUGUUGUGCAGCUAGGUCGGAAUCUGGCGAUGGAGUGGGGGAGGCAUGGGAUUCGUGUCAACUCGCUCUGUCCCGGGCAUAUUGUUACGCCGAUGGUUGAGCAGGUGUUUCAGAAGGAGCCGGCUGCUAAGGCUGUUUGGGAGGCGGAGAAUAUGCUGGGGCGGCUGGCGACGCCUGAGGAGUUUAGGGGUGCUGCGCUGUUUGCGCUUAGUGAUGCUAGCUCUUUUAUGACAGGGAGUACGAUGCUUAUUGAUGGGGGGCAUACGGCUUGGUAG
This is a messenger RNA of Aspergillus mulundensis, 819 nucleotides long. RefSeq names its product putative short chain dehydrogenase/oxidoreductase. The transcript is spliced from 2 exons. Gene Ontology annotation, molecular function: oxidoreductase activity, acting on NAD(P)H, oxygen as acceptor. Gene Ontology annotation, cellular component: intracellular anatomical structure. The record is from RefSeq and is a predicted model, not a curated record. NCBI's taxonomy places the organism in Eukaryota, Fungi, Ascomycota, Eurotiomycetes, Eurotiales, Aspergillaceae. The coding region runs from base 1 to 819 and encodes 272 amino acids.